AAUUUUGAGCAAUUUAAUUAUCCAAAAAACUUUAUGAACGAAUUAAUAGCUUUAUACAAAUCCGAAUCUUGUAUGUAUCGAAUUAAAGAAUGUAUUUUUGAUCAUUAUUUUCAUAUAAAGUACACUGAAGGUAUUCAAGUUAUGCAAUUCAAUUUCCGUAUUAGCUAUUUCAAAAAUAAGCAAAUGAUUGCUUUUUUUUCUGGAUAUGGAAAUAUAGCUCUGUAUUUAAUAGAAAAUGGUCUGGAAAUUAUUCGUAAAGAUUUAGGAAAAGAUACCAAAAUAAUUGGUUGCGAAUUUAAGGAUGAUAACAAAUUAAUGAUAAUUAAACAAGAUAAGAUUCCUGGUAAAAAUUUAGUUGUUACAAAAUCAGAUGAAAUAAUAUCUAUAUAUGAUCGUAUACUAAAAAUAGAUAAUAAGACAAAAGAAAAUCAAAGUUUUCUACCAGAAUUAGAAUUAUACAAAGAUGAACCAUGGAUAACUGAUGAUUAUAAAAAGAAAUGGAUAUAUCUUGAUCAAGAAGAAUCGAUACAGUUAUAUAUUGGAAAAUGCACAGUUCAAAAAAUUUUAUUUCUUGAAUAUUUUUGGACGAACGAAGAUGAUGAUAAUGGAAUAUUACAAAUAGUAGAUUUAUUUGUUUAUGAAAGUGGUUUUUCUCUUAAAUUAAAAAAUAAUAAUAAUUAUAUUGACCUCAAAUGGAUAGAUAAAGAUGCUAAUCAUAAGGAUUUAAUGAGGCAUGCUUGUAUUGGCAUUGAAUAUUUAAAUGAUCAAAGAAAUAAAUUUGUAGGAUAUGAGAACCAGCAUGAUAUUCACUAUAAUCUUAUGACAAGUAUUAUAAUUGGUGGCUCAGAUACUCUUAUUAAAUGUAUUUUAUUUGGUGAUGAUGUAGUAAAACAUACAAAUUUACAUAUACCAAGAAUAACUCGAUGGACUGAAUCUAAAAAUAAUUCAAAUAAAAGUGAUCUGCAGACCAGUACGGUACGGUACGAUUCAAAUUUCCCGCGAAAAAAUACUGAUCUGCAUAAUCGUACCGUACUGGUCUGGCGAAUCGUACCGUACCGGUUUUCCAUAUACUCUUUGCAAAUAGCUAUUAGAUUGUGUAAACCUGGUCUUGAACGUAACCGUAAAAUUUUGGUUGUAACUUAUUUACUUGAAUAUUAUUUGAAAAAUGCAACUGAACAUCAUGGAUGGUUAAUUACUAUUUCAAAAGCAAUACCAGAUUUAUAUUCCUAUAAUUUAGAGUUUUGUAUACCCGAAAUAUUUUAUAAAAAAUGCAUGGAAGGUAUAGAAGUAUCAGAUAUUCCUGUACACAAAGAUAUUAUUAAAAAUUUUAAUAUUGCAAAAUAUAAGUUCAUAGCAUUUAAUUCAAUCUCAAAACCUAUUUCAACAAGUGAGCUACAAUUUAAUUUUAAAGCUCUAGGAAAGGUUUUGAAGUUAAUAUUAGAAAUAAGUUACAAAAUAUUUCUUUAUACAAAUCAUAAAUUUCCUUCAACAGUAAAAAUAGUUCCUUUACAUAAUUUUACUGUUGAUAAUAGUUUAACUUUUGAAACGAAUAAUUUUGAAACCUCCUAUCUCCAACUUAUUAUCAAACUUUUGAAAUUAAUAUUUAUCCCUCGAGGUUAUUAUCGUCAUGCACAAUCUAGUCCAUUUGUAGAUAUAAUUAGAAAUGAAAGUAAUAAUGAUAUAUUUAAUAACCCUGUAAUGGAAGCUGUAAUUGAUUAUAAAUGGAAACCAGCAAGGAACUAUUUACUACAACUUUUUGUUCUUUAUAUUUUAUUCGCAGCUUGUUUUGCAGCAAUUUGUGGGACUUAUUUAUUAGUUGUAGAAUACAGACAGUUUCAUCAUCAUGGUUGGAAAUAUUACUUCAAUCUUUUUAAUUGUGUGGAUUUAGCAUCAAUUAUCGUAGCAGUGAUUGUAAUGUCAGUUUAUGUCACUCCUUCAUUUGAUACGAAAAAAGCAUUUGCUAAUGUUAUAACGACUCAAGAAAUAACCAUCGCGAUUUCUUUUACGAUGUUAUUAUUGUGGUUUGAAUUUAUUUUAUACCUUCGGGGAUUAUUUCUUUUAGAACCAGCGAAAUAUAUCUAUAUUAUGCUAAAUAUUAUUAAUGAGACUUGGGUAUUUCUUGCUUUUAUGCUUCUUGUGAUGGCAGGAUUUGCACAUAGUUUUUUACUAUUAUUACAAUAUCCCGAUUUUACAAACCUUACAGAAGAAACAUCAUCAUCUACAUUAAUUACGGGUGAUUCAAACUUCAAAAUUCAAAAUGAUUUUGAUCGAAUUGAAGAUAACCCAGCUAAAAAUUUCAUUACCUCAUUUCUUUCAACAUAUAAUUGGUUAAAUGGUGUAUAUUUACAGGAUGAUGUAUGGAAUUUAUGGGCAGUAACUUUUAUUACUUUUUUUGGUAGUUUUUUUUUAGUAACCAUUUUGCAAAAUAUGUUUAUUGUUUUUAUGGGGGGUGUGUAUUCUAAUGCAUAUGAGAAAGGUCGUGUUACUUUAUUACGAUUUCGUGCAGAAAUAAUUUCAGAUUAUGAGGCAUUAGAUAAGAUAUAUUUCUAUCCUCCGCCACCAGAACCAAAAUAUAUUUAUUAUGUUG
Messenger RNA from Funneliformis mosseae, 2587 nucleotides. NCBI's taxonomy places the organism in Eukaryota, Fungi, Glomeromycota, Glomeromycetes, Glomerales, Glomeraceae. The record is from the annotation of a GenBank genome assembly.